AUGCCGCCCAAGAAGAAGGUCGAAGAGGAGGCCGUCGGCCCAUGGAUGUUGGGCCGCUGGUCCCGCGCACUCAAGGUCGGUCUAGUGGGCAUGCCGAACGUCGGGAAGAGUACGCUCUACAAUACGUUGAGCAAGUCUCAUCACUCGAAAACUGCCAACGUGCCCUUCUGCACGAUUGACCCCACCGAGACCAGGGCCUUCUUAGAGGACGAGCGAUUUGAUUGGCUGGUCGCGCAGCACAAGCCAAAGAGCGAAGUGAAGGCGUUUGUCACAGUGGUGGACAUUGCCGGCUUGAUUUCCGGAGCCCACAAAGGCGAAGGCUUGGGCAAUGCAUUUCUUUCCCAUAUUCAGUCCGUGGAUGGCAUUGUGCACGUCAUGCGUGCCUUUGAAGAUGACGACGUUAUCCAUGCGGAAGACACGGUAGACCCUGUGCGUGACAUCAACACCAUCUGCAGCGAACUGCGCUUAAAAGACAUCAGUUACAUGAAGGGCAAGGUCGAGUUCCACAAGAAGAGUCAUGCAGCAGCUAGAACCAAGUCGCCCGCUCACCUGAAGAAGUGGGAGGACGAGCUGGAAACAAUGGAAAAAGUUAUUGCUUGGCUCGAGGAAGGGAAGGAUGUCAAGAAUGGGAUGGACAAGUGGACGACCAAAGACAUUGAGUACAUCAACGACUACGGCCUGCUUACUGCGAAGCCCUGCAUGUACGCAAUCAACAUGAACAAGAAGGAUUUUUGCAGGAAAAAGAACAAGUUCCUGAAGCCCAUCUAUGAUUGGGUACAGGCCAACUCCCCGGGCAGCGCCAUGAUUCCCUACUGCGGCGCCUACGAAGAAGAGUUGCAAGACAUGGAGACGGAGGCGGAACGACAGAAGCAACUGACCGAGGAUGGUGUCGUUAGCGCAAUGCCGAAGAUGAUUACGACAGCCUUCCACAUGGUGCACCUGAUCAACUUCUUCACAGCGGGGCCUGACGAAGUGAAGGCUUGGACGGUCCGCAAGGGAUACAAGGCACCUCAAGCGGCCGGAGUUAUUCAUACCGAUUUUGAGAAAGGCUUCAUCAUGGCCGAGGUCAUGGCCUUCAGUGAGUUGAAGGAGCUUGGCAGCGAAGCAGCAGUGAAGGCAGCCGGCAAAUACCGGCAGGAAGGCAAGCUGUAUGAGGUGCAAGAUGGGGACGUCAUUUUCUUCAAGUUCAACCUGGGCAAGGGAAAGUGA
This is a messenger RNA of Symbiodinium natans, 1209 nucleotides long. Lineage: Eukaryota; Dinophyceae; Suessiales; Symbiodiniaceae. The record is from the annotation of a GenBank genome assembly.